This is a messenger RNA of Exaiptasia diaphana, 1436 nucleotides long. RefSeq names its product E3 ubiquitin-protein ligase RGLG5. The transcript has a single exon. NCBI's taxonomy places the organism in Eukaryota, Metazoa, Cnidaria, Anthozoa, Actiniaria, Aiptasiidae. Bases 93 to 1043 code for a protein of 316 amino acids. The record is from RefSeq and is a predicted model, not a curated record.
AUGUAAGACAUUUUCUGUUAUACAUUUUUCAGCAUCUCCAGUCUGAAAGUACACAUAGUAAACACCCAAAAUAUUAAGAAAACUACGACAUAAUGGAGUUGAGAUUUCCAUGGGAUAUUAUUGUGUUCUUCACGUCAGCCGUAUUGGGUUUCCUAUUGUAUAUCGUCUUCACGAGACCACGUCAAGCGUACAAGGAGUACAAAAAAAUAUCCACCAAGUUUCAAACGUCUAGUUUGUCAAUAGCUCUUGGCUUGAAAGAAGAGUUCAUAGCUAUCCAGGACAAGUUCUAUUCUGUCGUUGAAGUUUCUAAGGCUAUAAAACUAGCUGGAUUGGAGUCAAGUAAUCUUAUUAUCGGGGUUGACUUCACCGCUAGCAACGAGUGGCAGGGUCGUAAAUCCUUCUCUGGUCGAUCUCUUCAUCAUAUAUUUAAAAACACUUCAAAGAAACUUAACCCAUAUCAAAGUGUUAUCAAAUGUAUAGGGAAGACCCUAGAGCCAUUUGACGAAGACAACCUAAUUCCUGUUUAUGGAUUUGGGGAUUUGAAGACCAAAGACCACAGCGUGUUCAACUUCAACGACAACAACGAACCUUGCAAAGGUUUAGAUGCAGUGCUUCAAGCCUACAACGAUGUUGUAAGGCGAGUUUCUUUAAGUGGACCAACAAGUUUUGGUCCCAUCAUUGAUAAAGCUAUAGAAAUUGUAAGCAGAUCGCUCGGCUAUUACAUCUUGGUAAUUAUUGCCGAUGGUCAGGUUGUUGAGGACCAUGAAGUCGAAACUCGCGAAGCUAUCGUCAAAGCUUCUUAUUAUCCUAUCUCAAUCAUUGUUGUUGGUGUUGGUGACGGGCCUUGGGAUCGUAUGCAUGAAUACGAUGAACUUUUACCUCAAAGAAAAUUUGACAACUUUCAGUUUAUUGAAUAUAACGAAACUGUCGCCAAUGCAAAGUUUCCUGACGCCGCGUUUGCUUUGCAUGCUCUGAUGGAGAUCCCGGAACAAUAUAAAACAAUAAAAAAACUUGGACUAUUGAAUGACUCUAAGGCAAAUUAAAUCCUCUUCGACAACACCUAUUUGACUGCCUGUAUUUUAUAAUGUUUUUGUUAAUUUGGCGUGUUAUCAAGCGAAAAAUCUCAUCUAUUAUUAAGCUUACUAAAAUGUAUUUAUUGGUACCUGCGGAGCCAACUCGGUGGUGAAGAGAAAAAAAACUACUCUGAUAAUGUAAAAGAUAUCUACUUACAUUCACUUUUUCAUUAAUUAAGCAAUGACUUUGAAAACGUGAAGUUUUCUGGGUGCAAUUAGACUUAUAUUAAAAUGUCAGUGGUUGGUCCUACCUAACCACCAAAAACAAAAUAUUUUUCAACAAUUAAUGUCUAGAAUAAGAAAAAAAUAAUAUUUUUCAAUCAUACUGAGACUAAUUGUAUGUAAAUAAAUACCGACAUAUAA